This is a messenger RNA of Trichomycterus rosablanca, 2245 nucleotides long. Its product is annotated as eukaryotic translation initiation factor 4 gamma 1-like. Gene Ontology annotation, cellular component: eukaryotic translation initiation factor 4F complex. Gene Ontology annotation, molecular function: translation initiation factor activity; mRNA binding; protein binding. The transcript is spliced from 12 exons. Lineage: Eukaryota; Metazoa; Chordata; Actinopteri; Siluriformes; Trichomycteridae. The coding region runs from base 79 to 2130 and encodes 683 amino acids. The record is from RefSeq and is a predicted model, not a curated record.
UCAUCUCACACUCAUCAUUAGGAUUUACACUCCACACGGAUCAGUUCUACAGAGCAACAGGAUUAUUACGCCGCUAACAUGGCCGCCUAUAAUGUCCAGUGGGUGGGAUCCUCUUACCCGACAUACCCGAAAUAUACAUACCACUCUUCCUCAUCAAUGAUGAUGGGACCACAGCCUCUGGGCCGUGACUAUUACAUCCCUAAUGGCCAGUACUGCUCACUGUACAAUCAGCAUGUGCAGCAAUAUCAGUACACAGUGGCCACAGCACCAGAGGGAUCUUAUUAUGGAGACAGUUCUGCUUAUGGACCUGUGUAUGCUACAGGGUACUAUACUCAUUACCAGCCUUCUGUGGCAUAUUGUAUGAUGGACACUUACCAGCAGCAUCAGGGAUCGUUUGCUCAACUGCAAGCCACGCCCACUCUGCCCAAAAGACCUCGCAAACUGAUUACAAUCCGAGACCCGAACCAGGGAGGACGUGACGUCACGCAGGAGAUCCUGUCUGGAUCAAACCUUGAGACCAAACCUGUCCAGGAUCUCCAGUCUAUCCCAGUCGCUUCUGCUCCUCCAGUGGAAAGUCAGGAUGGGAUUUUGGUUAAAACCUCAUUUCCAGCUCCAUCUUCUUUACCUGCUGCACUGCCUGUAUUGAGUAGCAGUGUGGAAGCUCCAGUGGCAGAAGAAAACAAGGGCUGCAAUGAUUUAAAUGAAGCAGAGCCAAAGGAUCCUCAAUCAAAUCAUUUGGUCUCUGUUAUUGACUCCUCCCUUAAAGAAAUACCCAAAGUGGAGUCUGAAUCUAAGGUCUUUCUAAAAGGUUCUCCAUCUUCAUUUUCAGAAAUGGCUGCACUGUCUGAAUUGAACGGCAGUGUGGGUGUCCCCAUGGAAUCUGAAAAAGAGGUGGAAACCAACAACAAUGACCCUACAGAACUGAUCGAGCUCAGUCCUGCGGUUAACAUGGGAUCUGUUUCUAACGCCACCGCCGAUGAACAGCCCAGUGAGAACGCUUCCUCUGCCACCGGAAAGACUGAUGAUGAGGUCAAACCAAAUCUGGUGCCCUCAGCACCAAACAUAUCUGACACUGAGCAGCUGCAGGGAUGCGUGAGCGAGGACGACGAGGAGAAAGUCAAAGCCAUCAUUGACAUCACUGUGGAAAGAGCCACAUUAGAACCAAACUCUGCAGUGAUGUACGCAAACUUUUGCUGUGAACUUAAGGAGUUCCGGAAGCUGAAAGUGCCCAACCUGGAGAAGAUGCUGCUCAGCCGCUGCCAGGAGGAAGUAAAGAGGGAGAGGAAGAAUGACAGACUUUUUGCGAAGAAGCAGAAGGAGAUGAAUGAAGCCACCGAGAGAGUACAGCAGCGCUUAAAGAAAGAUCUAGAGAAAGAGAAGAUCAGCGCUUUCCAACAAUCCCUCAACAACAUGGAAUUCACUGCAGAGCUUUUCAAGCUGAAGUUGCUUCCAAAGCGGAUCAUAAACACCUGGAUUGAACAGAAGCUUGUAGUGAACCCCAGCGAGGACAACGUGGAAUGUCUCUGCAGGCUGCUCUCCCUCACCGGCAAGCACCUGCAUAGUGACGAGGACCAGUACUUGAUGGGACUCUACUUCUCGGCUAUCAACCAAAUCAUCAAGCAGAAGAAAACCUCAUCUAGGAUGUGCUGCAUGCUUCAGGAUAUUGUGGAUCUGAGACUGAAUAACUGGGAGCCAAAGAGCGACAAUCAGGGCACCAAAAUCAACAAUAUGGUCCACAAUGAAAUAAAACAAGAAGACAAGAAGGUGCCAUCCAGAGAGAACAUUAAUCCAAAAAGAGAGACCCGAAAAGUCCAGAGACAGGACAAUGGUUUGAUCCUGGUGACCAUUAAAAACCAAACCAUCAGUACAGCCCACCAGAUCAAGAACAACAAGGUACAAACCAAUACUACUACCUUGAACCACCACCAGCUUGAUGCCCCUAAAAAAGCAUGCUCAUGGGAAAAUCGGGGCAUCAAACCAAAACCCAGCACUGAAGUUGAAAAAUAUGCAUAUUCUAGGAACUACAGCAGAAAUGAUUAUUGUGAGAGAGAUCAGGAUCGCUUUGAGUGCUGGAACAGGAGGGACAGAAGAUAUAGAGGACAGGACAUGCGUCCUCGUCACUCCGUCUAGAAACAUCAGAGAAAACAAGCUGGAGCUUUCUGAAAUAAAGCCACACACAGAACAGCUGCCUCCAAAAUCAACAACCAUUAAGAACCAUGAGCAAUAAAAACAAUAAAAUUUCGAA